CACGAGUAAUCUUUGCUUCUAACAAACACCUGCAAAGUACAUUUCCUGGGAGUAACUCCUUUGAAAAAAUGCGACCUGCUCUUGUGGGUGUUCGCAUGUUCGCUGACGCAGGAACGGCAUUGACAAGAGACGAAAUUCAGACACGGGCGAUGGAUGUUUUAAAACUUUUUGACAAAGUGAAUCCUGAAAAGGUUUCGAGCGAGAGUCACUUUGUCAACGAUCUUGGUUUGGACAGUUUGGAUGUAGUGGAGAUUGUCAUGGCACUGGAAGAUGAAUUUGGUAUUGAAAUUUCUGAUGAAGAGGCUGAAAAGGUUUUCACUGUAGAAGAUGCCGUAGAGUUGAUAUCCAAGGCACUAGAUAUACAUUAACACGAGCAAGGUACUCAGCCAAGCCCAGCACUCAGAUGUAAAUGGAUUUCACUGUCUACUGAAACUGACUGCUUUUCCUGUGAAUUGUCUGUUGUUUUGUUCAUUGUUGUGUUUGAAGCAACUUAAAGUAAACCACUUUUUUUAGUGAUAA
Molecule: messenger RNA, 519 nt
Organism: Pocillopora verrucosa
Lineage: Eukaryota; Metazoa; Cnidaria; Anthozoa; Scleractinia; Pocilloporidae
Source: RefSeq, a predicted model, not a curated record